UGCUUCUGAAUUGCAGCACCCAAAGCACAGGUUUUGUUUCCGAAGUGAAUUGUUCGAACAUCCACUUCAGAGCUGUUUUAUAUCACACAGAAUAUGCAAUUUCUGUAGCGGAAUCGAUCGGCUUGCACAACAGCCAAGCUAACGUUGGGAAGUCAAAUCGUAUCUAGUUUACUUUCAACCUCCCGAUCCAAGGCUGUCGCUUGGAUUGGAGAUAACAAUGGCAGGCGUGAUACAAAAGUUUGUUACUGCGUCAAUGUUUAUGUGGAUAAUUCCUGUUGCAAUAUUAUAUGCGUUUAACAAUAAUUUGCUUCCUGGUGUAAGCGACAUGUCUCCCUAUUCACUCACGUUGUUGAGUGGAUUCCUUGCUGUUAUAUCUGUCAACGUAGUUAUCGCAUUUUACAUAUACAUGGCAAUGAAAGAGCCUUCAGACCAACACAAGCCUGAUCCUGCAUUUCUUGCUGAAGCCGAAGCUAGUGUAAGCAAGUUAAAAGGUGAUACUGAUGGUUCUUCCCAAUCCUCCAAGAAAGAAGAGUAGGAUAUGCUGCUUCCCCGUUUCCACUGUAGGAAGAACGAAGAACUUAAAUUUAAAUGCUGCAGUCUGCAGGCUAGAUAUUGGUUAAGAAUCCAUUUGAUACAUGUACGCUUACUUUCGUCUUUGCCAGCUGCUAUUGAACCUGAGACGAUGUUAUCACAAGCUUCUUUCUGGUUGUAAUUUUACUAGCAACUAUAGAUGUACUCAAUCACCCUUUGUCUUUCAGUUAAAUCUGAGUGUUGGAGGAAAAUGGUACUCUUACAUUUUUUUCUUAACUCAUGGCAAUUGUCAAACAUUUUGGAUGGAACUAA
Malus domestica (apple) is the source of this 843-nucleotide messenger RNA. The record is from RefSeq and is a predicted model, not a curated record. NCBI's taxonomy places the organism in Eukaryota, Viridiplantae, Streptophyta, Magnoliopsida, Rosales, Rosaceae.